AUGGAGUUUUUCAAGAGCACAGUUUUAUCUUCUGCUAAAAGACCAGAGCUAGUACCUGGCGAAUCGCUGCUCAUUCAACAAGGAAAUAUUGGACUCUAUGACGGAAAGCAUAAAGUAGACCAGUAUCAAGACGGUGUGUGCUAUCUGACUUCCCAUCGCAUCAUCUACGUUGACAAUAAAAAUCCAUUGGAAUCCUCGGUCGAACUUGGACUACAUCUCGUAAAAGACAUUGAGAGCUACGGCGGGUUCUUGAGAUCGUCGCCAAAGAUCAUUAUCAACAUUGAUUCAGUGGCAUUAACAACCGAAACAAUAGAGCCGUCAUCGAGAAAAGGAUCCUCGCAUAGUUUGAAUACAGGCAACUCAAAUGGCAGCGUAUGGGCUUGCCCUAUCUGCUUCUUCUCAAACAAAGCUUCGUCGGAAAUGUGCGAAUUAUGCGGUGUUCGUAAGCAAGCAGAUGCAGCAUCUCCCAGCAUAAAUACAAACACUGUUACCGACAGCAGCGCAUGCCCUGUUUGCACAUUCAUCAACCAUCCCAGUUUAAAUCAAUGUGAGAUGUGUGGUGCCGAUUUACCGCGAGAAACCGUACCAACUGCCACAACAAGCUCAAGCUCUGCUAGUUCUACAAAUAACAAUUCAUUGUCAUCAUCAUCAAAGCAAAUCCGGCUCUCAUUUAGAAAAGGAGGACAAUCAGGUUUUAUGAGUAAUUUAAAGGGAGCACUGCGCGUAAAGCAAUGGGAAAAGAUAUCCACUCCAACCACAGAACCGACAGCCCCAACCGUGCGAGGCGUUGGCAUCAGCGCAAUUGAAGAUCGCAUUCACAAGACAACACUGGAAGCAAAUGAGACCAUGACAGACGCAUUUCAAGAUUUAGAUAGAUUGAUGAUGAAGGCCACGGAGAUGGUGAAGCUAGCUGAAGCCAUUUCCAACAAAGUGAGCAAAGAUCCUGCCAAUGAAGAUAAUGAGAUGUCCACCCUGCGUACUCACUUGCUCAAUCUCGGUAUUGCUUCUCCUGUUACAAAAGGAUCAGCUGGCUCUAUAUACCAUCAAGAAUUAUCUCGAGAGUUGGCUGAUUUCCUGGCGAAAUUUUUCCAGAAAGAAGACGACAUGGAGUCCCUGACAGAUGUGUACUGUCUGUUUAAUCGAGCAAGAGGCACAGCACUAAUUUCCCCUGAGGAUCUGUAUAAAGCAAGCCAGCAGUUUGAGCAACUCAAGCUGCCAUUUCGUUUGAGAAAAUUUCCCAGUGGCUUACUCGUGAUUCAGUCCAUAGAUAUGAAUGAUAACAGAGCCGCUUCUCGAGUGCUAAGACACGUCAAGAAACAAGGAGGUGGUUUAACAGCGUUGCAACUGGCAGAAAUUGAGAAAUUAGCAUUGGCCGUAGCCGUGGAGCAAUUAGAUGUCACCGAGAGAAUGGGCCUUAUUUGUCGCGAUGAAGGUCCUACUGGAUUAACAUUUUAUGAAAACUUGUUUCUCGUUUCCACUACCUCAUGA
Mucor velutinosus is the source of this 1488-nucleotide messenger RNA. Its product is annotated as ribosylnicotinamide kinase. Bases 1 to 1488 code for a protein of 495 amino acids. Gene Ontology annotation, biological process: protein transport to vacuole involved in ubiquitin-dependent protein catabolic process via the multivesicular body sorting pathway. The record is from RefSeq and is a predicted model, not a curated record. Gene Ontology annotation, molecular function: phosphatidylinositol-3-phosphate binding; ubiquitin binding. Gene Ontology annotation, cellular component: ESCRT II complex; late endosome membrane. Lineage: Eukaryota; Fungi; Mucoromycota; Mucoromycetes; Mucorales; Mucoraceae. The transcript has 7 exons.